Messenger RNA from Paraglomus brasilianum, 1890 nucleotides. The record is from the annotation of a GenBank genome assembly. Lineage: Eukaryota; Fungi; Glomeromycota; Glomeromycetes; Paraglomerales; Paraglomeraceae.
AUGGAUGAAAUAGAAAUUAUCUUUCCUCAAGAAGUUGAUACACUAACGUCCGAAAACGAAACAAAUAUUCUGUUACUUGGUGAGACAGGCGUCGGAAAGUCGACUUUUAUCAACGCUUUUGUAAACUAUCUUAAAUUUGAGACAUUAUACGAUGCAAAGGACGGGGAAUUGGAGGUGUUGAUAACAUCAAAAUUCACUGUAACGGAUGAAAACUACGAAAUGAAAUCAAUCAAGAUUGGGGAUAAUGACCCAAAUGAACUAACAGACGGCGAGGGAACGUCAUCCACACAAGGGUGUACUGACUAUGAAUUCAUGAUGGGAAACGCAUUAGUCCGCUUAAUCGAUACGCCUGGAAUAGGAGAUACUAGAGGACUAGACAAAGAUAAAGAAAAUUUUGAAAACAUUUUGAAGUAUAUUGCCCGUUACAAGCAUCUGAAUGGCAUCUGUAUUCUUCUCAAGCCAAAUAGUGCGCGACUAACUGUCGUGUUUAGGUUUUGCAUACAAGAGCUGUUAUCACAUCUUCAUAGAAAUGCCAAGGACAACAUUGUCUUUUGCUUUACCAAUUCUAGAACGACGUUCUAUCGUCCGGGAGAGACGCUUGUACCACUCAGGAAACAACUCGACGAGCUUAAGGGAAGAUCUGGCAUCGAAAUAAAAACCGACCGAGACACAAUGUAUUGUUUUGACAAUGAAGCGUUUAGAUUCCUAGCAGCUAUUAGAGGGGGUAUAAAGUUCAAUGAUGAUGAUGAAAGAAGCUUCGCAGAGAGCUGGAGAAUAUCAGCUGAAGAAUCAUUAAGACUCGUUCAGCACUUAAAGUCACGUGAACGGCACGAUGUACAAGAUACUCUAUCUCUCAACAAUGCUAGAAAUAUGGUAGUCGAACUUUCAAAACCUCUUGCGGGAAUCGAACAACUUAUCCAGAUAAACCUUAGCCUAAUCAAAGGUCAACAGGAUGAUAUAAAAAACUGCAGCAAAAACAUAGAAGAUCUGAAAAAAGUCUUGUACAUUCCACAAAUGGAUUACGAGGCCGAGAACUUGGGAUAUCCGCAAACUGUGUGUACCAGCCAAAGUUGUGUCGAUGUCUUGACUACCGGAGAAAACAAAGUGAAAAAGUGUCAUUACAAGACACAGUGUCAUCCACACUGUUAUUUAACCAAUGUCGCAUGCAAUGUGGUGAACCAUGAAGCCUUGAGACGCUGCACAGCCAUGAAACCAAAUGGAAUCUGUAAAAAUUGUGGCUGUCUCUGGAACGCCCAUAUGCACAUUACCUAUGAUCUUAAAGUUGUAGAAAAAAGGGUCGUGGACCCAAACAUUGAGAAGCAGAUUAGUAAGACCAAGUCGUUUCAAGAAACAAGGGCAGCGCUGAUAGCGGACAAACGAAAGAGGACGGAACAACUAAGAAAAGAACAGCAGACGAUAAACAGUAUCAACAUUCAAUUUGCAAAAUUCCUAAGACAAAGUGCAAUAGCUCCAUUCAAUGAUGCGUAUGCCGACUACUUGGAUCAUUUUAUAAACCAAGAGAAAAUCAAGAAGGACGAUGAUCCCUUAAAUUACAAUAAUGAAAUUCUCGAAGGGCUCGAAAAGACAAAGAGAGUGUACCUAACGAAGAUAGAGAGUAUUAAAAAGGCAUUAAAGAAUGGUGAUUCUUCUGAACAACCGAUCUCACCAGAAGACAUAGAAAGGCUCGCACAACAAUUGUAUUCUCUAAAACUCACUGGUGAAACCUUGAAAAAAAUAAAAGACAUAGUAGUAAGCAGUCAAGCUUCUGCGUUCUUACAUGAAAGAAAUAAGAAUUUUAUGAGGAGGAAAAGAAUGUCCUUUGAAAAGCGUGCACGAGGUAAUCGCUAUCCCCAAAAACUUUACUAUGCUUGGUCUUCAUUGUGGAAGUGA